AUGCCAAAUGAUCGUUUAAUCUCCCAGCGUCUCCAAUAUAAUCCCAAUAUCCCGAGUUUCUUGCUUGCAUUGCAAGGAAAGGUCUCCGGAAAAGCUCCGGACGAGGAGGGAGAUGACUAUGGAGAUGAACCUGAAAUGGAACAACUCGAUGUAAAUCGCCCCGCAAUCCCUAGGAGACCUCGCGAACGGGCAAGCGAGGAUCGAAAUCGGGCCGAUGAGGACGACGGCGCCGAAACUGGCGACGAGAAACCUACUGUCGUUGUUCUCAAAGAAGGAAAGCAUCUCACAGAGCGCGAGGCCGAAAAUGAGCGACGGAAAGCGCAAGGAUUGCCACCACUUCCCGAACCAGAGAGUAAAAUUGAAGAUAAGAAAUUACCCGGGUCCCCAGAAGACACAAGACCACAUCAAGGAUCAUCUCUGAAAGCCGACUCGCUAUCCAUCUCCUCAUCCUCAAAGGUAACCAUAUCAACUGGCCAACAAAAUUUGGGUGUGCUUGGGGCGAAACGCAAGACUCCAGCAUCACGGGAUGAGAAACCCAGCAAAGACUCUGCGAAGACGAAGAAGAAAAAGAAGGAAUCUAAAAGUCUUAUCUCUUUUGGGAAUGAGUAG
Messenger RNA from Cantharellus anzutake, 609 nucleotides. RefSeq lists its product as uncharacterized. The transcript is spliced from 2 exons. Bases 1 to 609 code for a protein of 202 amino acids. NCBI's taxonomy places the organism in Eukaryota, Fungi, Basidiomycota, Agaricomycetes, Cantharellales, Hydnaceae. The record is from RefSeq and is a predicted model, not a curated record.